Trifolium pratense (red clover) is the source of this 2368-nucleotide messenger RNA. Its product is annotated as nucleobase-ascorbate transporter 2-like. The transcript is spliced from 13 exons. Gene Ontology annotation, biological process: transmembrane transport. Gene Ontology annotation, cellular component: membrane. The record is from RefSeq and is a predicted model, not a curated record. Lineage: Eukaryota; Viridiplantae; Streptophyta; Magnoliopsida; Fabales; Fabaceae. Bases 419 to 1993 code for a protein of 524 amino acids. Gene Ontology annotation, molecular function: transmembrane transporter activity.
GCUUUGUUCACACUUCUUCACACACCAUUUCUUAGCUGUAGACUGUAGUGUCUUUUAUCUUAUAAAAAAAAUAAAAUAAAUACUAGUAGUGUCUCUUCAACUGUGCAUUACUCACUCUCUAUUCUAAACUUUCUUUCUUUAGUUUUACAUUAUUUAUUUAUAAUUUCUCAUUGUCUCUCUCUCUCUCUCUCUCUCUCCUACUUCCAUCAUUUCAUUGGUCUUUACCCUUCACCUUUUUCAACAUUCAUACAUUGACUCUAAACUCACUUUGCCAGUUUGCCCUUCCCUCUAAAAGUUUUUGUCUUUUUUCAUCCACAUUUCUCUCAACCUUUUUCAUUUUCUUUCAUUUUCAUCCUUCAUAGCCAUUAUUAAUAUUUUUGGAACCAAAAACAGUGUUACACAAAGUGUUGCUUAAAUCAUGGAACCUCCAAAGCAAGAGGAAAUAUGCCAUCAACCAAUGGACCAACUUCAUGGCAUAGAGUACUGCAUAGAUUCAAACCCUUCUUGGGUUGAGUCAAUAAUUCUGGGUUUCCAGCAUUAUAUUCUGGCUUUAGGAACUGCAGUUAUGAUUCCUUCAUUUCUUGUGCCUUUGAUGGGUGGAACUGAUGGUGAUAAAGUGAGGGUGGUGCAGAUUCUACUUUUUGUAGAAGGAAUUAAUACACUUUUGCAGACACUCUUUGGAACUAGGUUACCAACAGUGAUGGGAGGGUCUUAUGCAUUCAUGGUACCAAUUAUAUCCAUUAUUCAUGACUCCAAAUUGGCUUCCAUUGAAGACCCACAUUUGAGAUUUGUUAACACUAUGAGAGCAGUUCAAGGUGCAAUGAUAGUAGCAUCAAGCUUACAAAUUAUUUUGGGCUUUAGUCAAUUAUGGGCCAUUUGUUCUAGGUUUUUCAGUCCACUUGGAAUGGUUCCAGUAAUUGCAUUAUCUGGUUUCGGGUUAUUUAACCGAGGGUUCCCUGUGGUUGGCCGUUGUGUCGAAAUUGGAAUUCCCAUGUUACUUCUGUUUAUAGUCUUCUCUCAGUACUUGAAGAAUUUUAAUGCAAGACAGCUACCGAUAUUAGAGAGAUUUGCGUUGCUUAUAUCAACGACAAUGAUAUGGGCUUAUGCACAUCUCUUAACAGAAAGUGGAGUAUACAAAAACAGUCCAGAAUUAACUCAACAUAAUUGCAGAACAGAUAGGGCUAACCUCAUUUCUUCUGCUCCAUGGAUAAAGAUUCCAUACCCUAUUGAGUGGGGUGCUCCUACAUUUGAUGUUGGUCAUGCUUUUGGCAUGAUGGCUGCUGUUUUGGUCUCCUUAAUUGAGUCAACUGGGGCAUACAAAGCUGCAUCACGGCUAGCAAGUGCAACACCGCCUCCUCCUCAUGUUCUGAGCCGCGGUGUUGGCUGGCAGGGAAUUGGAGUCUUGUUGAAUGGACUAUUUGGAACACUGACUGGUCCAACAGUUUCUGUAGAGAAUGUAGGGCUUCUAGGAAGCACUCGCGUUGGAAGUCGACGAGUCAUUCAAAUUUCAGCUGGCUUUAUGAUAUUCUUCUCAAUGUUAGGAAAAUUUGGUGCCUUUUUUGCAUCAAUACCCUUUCCCAUUUUUGCUGCUAUGCACUGUGUCCUUUUUGGUCUUGUGGCUUCUGUGGGGCUAUCAUUUUUGCAGUUUACUAACAUGAACUCAAUGAGAAAUCUCUUUAUAACUGGGGUUGCCCUUUUCUUGGGCAUGUCUAUUCCUGAGUAUUUCAGAGAAUACACUUCCAAGGCCCUUCAUGGUCCUACUCAUACAAAGGCUAGAUGGUUCAAUGAUUUUGUCAAUACUAUCUUCUUCUCAUCCUCAACUGUUGCAUUUAUUGUUGCUGUGUUCUUGGACAACACACUUGAUUACAAGAAUAGCUCCAAAGAUAGGGGAAUGCCAUGGUGGACCAAAUUUAGAACAUUUCAUGGAGAUACCAGGAAUGAAGAAUUCUACACCCUCCCUUUCAACCUCCACCGGUUUUUCCCUCCAUCUUAACAAAGAAACUUAUGUUUCAUAAAGAAAUAUGUUAAGAGGAAAAAUAUAAUUUCCAGAUAAGGAUUGUAUUUUCUUGGUAUGAGAGUGAGGAAGAGUGAUAAGUGAUAACUGUGUAUCAUAUGAGUAGAUUAUUAAUGAAGAAAUUUAUCAUAGUUUAACAUAGAUUGUUCAUGGCAUUUCAUUUUGGACUAUGUGCCUGUUUGAGUUGACUUAUUUGUGUUUAUCUACUGACAUAAGUACUUGUAACGCUGUUUGGAAGGGCUUAUAGAAACAACUUAUGACAUGUUCAUAAGCCAUAUUCCACUUAAUUUUGUAAGCUCUCCAGGAUAGAUUAUGAAAACAAUUUAUAUGCUAUAUGAAAGAAGUUUGAUUUUA